AUGGGUGCGGGCGGCUCGAGGCAACUCUUAGACUAUGAGGAAGCCGUCCAGCUGCUUGGCACCGAGGAAGUGGCCCGAAUCGAGGAAGGCUUCCACCGCCUCUCCGUGCGAGGGGAGCUUAGACCGGCAGAGUUUCGCGCCGGUUUCUUGAACUCGGGUGCUGGCGACCCGGUGCCGGAUGCACUUGCAGAGGCAUUGUUCCAAUGUUUCGACUCGGACUCCACGGGCACCCUGACCGUGCAGCAGUUUAUAUGUGGUGUCGCUAUCCUUUGUCGAGGGAGGCCAGAUCAGAAGCUUCGGCUGCUUUUCAUGGUGUACGACGCCGACAGGGAUCAGCGGCUGUCCGAUCGCGACCUGCAAAAGUUUGCCAAGUCCCUAAGCGACGGCCGCUGCCACGAUUCGGCAGAAGCUGCCGUGGCGGCGGCUCUCAAGGAGCUCUUGGAUGGCAGCCCUGCAGUCAACUACGAAAAGUUCGAGCAGUGGGCGCGUUGCAACAUCACUUCCCCGCUUGUGGAUUGGAUCUUCGGGCUGGAACAGCGAGUUUCGGCCUCAGCGCUUAUGGAUCCAGCCAUCGACGACCCCACGCCUGGCCACCUUUGGAGGAUGCGCCCCCCUGUCCAGCGCUCUAUGAGCUCGCAGGAGAGGGAUGAGUUGAAGCAGCUGUUGACCUGGGGAGACCGUGUGGGCGUCCACAAGGACCUUUGCCUUGAGCUCAGAGUUGCCUGGCAGUCGGUCGCCUCGACGUCUCAGUUCGGUAUUGUAGAUCGCGCUGCCUUCCUGAGGACCUUCCCUUCGGCCCCGGCCGACCUCAUGGGCCGUUUCUUCGAGAACAUGGACAAAUCCAAGAGUGGUACCGUCUCUGUCCAUGAGUGGAUUGAGGACUGGGCAGUUUGCCUCGUCGGCACGGAAAGCCAGCGACAAGACUUGCUUUUCCGCAUGUUUGCCACGCGCACAUCGGAUGGACUGGCGAUCUCCAACAGCGAGGCAGCAGAGCUCUUGCGAGCUGCCCAAGCUGCCCAGUCCGUCUUCACGGUGAAGCUGCAGGGGAGAGCCGCACGGCCACUUCCUGCGCCUCUACGCCGGGAGUCCCUGUCGAAGGAGCCCUGGUGUUCGGAUGCCACUGCGGUCACAGAGGCUCUUGGCUAUGUUGCGCGGAUAGACCUGAAGAUGCCUCCGGCCCAUGCGGAAGAGGAGCGCGUGCUUCUUGACCGCCUGGGUGGUCGUUUCAACCCGGAACACCCGGGCCAUGUGGGCGACGUCUGGUACAUUAUCUCUGCGCGUUGGUGGCAGCGGUGGCAAGACUUCACGUCGACGCCGAACAGCACGCGGGAGCAGGGCCCCCCCACGAUUGACACAUCGGGGCUUGUGGACCAUGCCCACGAUUUGCUGCGGAUUGGACUCUGCGAAGGGGUCGACUACCAGGUGGUCACCGAGGGCGCGUGGAAAGCGUUGCAUGCUUUCUACGGCCUCCAGGGCCCUCCUCUCCCACGCAAGGUCAUCGAGAUCGAUGGACGUGUGGAGUUGGAGAUGUACCCGCUGCGCUUGCACGUACAUCGUACAGACAAGGCCGGUCAAGUUCUUCUCAUGGAGCACGUCUUGCAGAUCAGCCGAGCUGCUACCGGCGGCGAAGCCAAGCAGGUGGCGUGCAAGCUCCAUGGGCUUAGCGAUGAGGCAUCAGAGAUUGUGCUCUGCCACAGCAUCAACGACGACCUCGAAGCGGGCGUCACCGAGGUCGAUGAGAGCAAGACUCUCCAUGCGCUGCAUUUCCUCGAUGGCCACCAGUUGCUCUUACGCUACCGGGGCGUGCAGCAGGUGAGCCUGGGCAGAAACAGCCUACACAGCAAUGCUGGCAAAAACCACGGGCACGUGGGCUUGCAAAACCUGGGAAACACUUGCUACAUGAACGCCUCGAUCCAGUGUUUGGUUCACUCACCGUUCUUGUCGGAGUACUUCCAGUCAGCGUAUCUUUACGACGUGAAUUUGGCGAGCAAGUGGGGUAUGGCCGGAAAGUUGGCGAUCGCUUUCGCCGAUCUUUUCCAGGACAUGCACGAAGCACGGACGCAAGGUUCUCGGGUUGUGGCACCACGAGACUUCAAGCGGCUGUUUUCCGACUUCAAACCUCAAUUCGCCGGUUGGAAGCAGCAGGAUGCGCAGGAGUUCCUCUCCAUGUUCUUGGCUGGGCUCAGCGACGAUGUGAACAGGACCACAGUGAAGCCCUACAGAGAGCUGAAGGACUCAGAGAGUCGUCCCGACGAGGAGGUCGCCUUGGAGUACUGGCAAUCCCAUUGCCUCCGUGAGCGCUCGGCCGUCGCGGCGCUCUUCUCGGGCCAGUUCUGCUCCACUCUGAGAUGUCAGAGAUGCGGCUACACCAACAAGUCCUUCGAGGCUUUCAGCUUCCUUCCGAUACCCAUCCCGGAGCACGAUUACAGGUGGAUCACCUGCAUGGUCGUCAUGGCCACACGCUCCGAGCCAGACAGACGGAUGAUUCGCAUUUGCGCCCGCGUCCCGAAGCGCGGCGCGGUGAAAGAUCUGCUGGAAGUGGCCGCUGGAAUGCUGAAUGUGGAGGUGGCAGACCUCGUCCUUGCAGACGUGGGCCAGGGCUAUGUCUACAGGCCGGCAAUGCCCUGGAAUCGACGGGUUCGCCGAGACUCUGGCGAUAGUAGCUCAAACACGCAGCAUAAAGCGGGUGAGUCCUCAUGGCAAUUCGCCGAGAUGGGUCGUGUCUUUGGUGCUCAAAGAGCUUGGCGUCGGUGGCCACAGACCGGCUUGCUAUUCUUGAGUGUCUAG
Messenger RNA from Symbiodinium sp. CCMP2592, 2787 nucleotides. Lineage: Eukaryota; Dinophyceae; Suessiales; Symbiodiniaceae. The record is from the annotation of a GenBank genome assembly.